Messenger RNA from Mytilus trossulus (common blue mussel), 1451 nucleotides. RefSeq lists its product as uncharacterized. The coding region runs from base 158 to 1357 and encodes 399 amino acids. The transcript has 2 exons. The record is from RefSeq and is a predicted model, not a curated record. NCBI's taxonomy places the organism in Eukaryota, Metazoa, Mollusca, Bivalvia, Mytilida, Mytilidae.
UCAGAGGGAACCUAUUAUCUAUAGAAUAUAAGUUUUGAUUAGGAUUAUAUUUUAGACGUACAGUAAAAAUAUUGUGGUGUCCGCAACAGUUUAACUAUUUUCCUAUGAAUUGUUUCUCUACAUGAAUAUGAUAUCUGACUAAGUUCUGGAUACGACUAUGGACCUUACGACGUGUGAUUAUUGCACUAAUGGGGGUGUAUACCCUGCCUGUGCAUCUAUUUUAUGGCCACCUAAGGCUAAAGUGAUGAAAAUGGGUUCAAAAUCUUCUUCUAAGAAGAGGAAAAACGGUCCUCCAAAAUACAUGGAGAAAAUGUUGUUUAUAAACCAUAAAGAGGAUCAGCAACUACAAUAUAAAUUGGAACAACUUCAUUUGAAAUCACGUGACCGAGAAAUUGAAAUGGAUCUCGCCAAGAAUCGUGUUGAGAAAGAAUGGAAACAAAAUAGCAAGAAACAGAUAACAAUUAGCGAGUUAAAUAAUGCAAUGGGAAAAUAUAACCGAAAUGGAUUUAUACCAGACACAGCGACAAGAGCACGUGCCAGAAGAACGUCUGCUAGAGCUGCACAAGAUUUGUCAGUUAACGAUUAUCUUAUCGAGGAACAUCGAAAACUAUCGUCUGUUAUUCCUGAGAUUUUGACUGCUUUAACUAUCCCUAAAAACCAAAACUCAAAACAGUUAGUCCCAGAUGCUCCUCUUUAUCAGCAAGAAAAUGUGACAGAUUUAGACGUUAACAAAAUUGUCAAGAUGACACACGCAGUCAAAAUACUGCGGAAAAAUAUAUCGACGAGAAUGAAGGCAAAUGAACACCAACCUCCGUUAACUGUGGUUCUUAGACCUUCAAGAAGUGACGGGGAUCUGAAUGUUUAUACAAACGGCGCAUGUGCACUAAUGAAGCGUAAAAUUGACAGGAAACGAAAACAGUCAAAUUCAAAUUAUGAACUCCCGCCUUCUAUGCAGAGGAAACUUGCUGCUCUGGAAAAGCAAAUGUCCGACCCUCGUCGUCAAUCGGUAAUGGCCAGUAUUCCUGACGUUUCAAAAUUGAAGAGUCAACAAAAAAGACAUUCAGUAUGCGUUCCUGCUUUGCAAAGGUCACAGAGCAUAGCAGCACUGCCACCUAUUCCAACAACACCCGGAAUGUUACGAAGUCUCACGAAUGUUUCAAUGAACAGUGGAUUAGAUCAUCGUAGAAAGAAUUCAUCAGAAGGAAAUUCACAGACUAUUGAUGAAGACGAACUCCGAUCAAGACAAAAAAUAGCCAUGGAAAUGGAACGAUAUGAUGCCGUCAGAAAUAAGAUCACAAAUUUCCUAGACAAUAAGAUAAGACAGAUUGACUCUAACAUGUAUAUAGAUGCUAGAUGAUUGGGAGCUUUUCAGUUAAUUGUUAUUUUUUUUAUUAAACUAUUGUUAUUCAAAUGUUGAUAAUUAACCAAAAUAAAUCGAAAUAUGACACUUA